Sciurus carolinensis (gray squirrel) is the source of this 1346-nucleotide messenger RNA. RefSeq names its product transmembrane protein 235 (gene Tmem235). The coding region runs from base 1 to 624 and encodes 207 amino acids. Lineage: Eukaryota; Metazoa; Chordata; Mammalia; Rodentia; Sciuridae. The record is from RefSeq and is a predicted model, not a curated record. Gene Ontology annotation, cellular component: apical plasma membrane. The transcript is spliced from 4 exons.
AUGGCCCGGCUGGGCGCGCUGCUGCUGGCCGCCGCCCUGGGCGCGCUGCUCAGCUUCGCGCUGCUGGCCGCCGCGGUCGCCAGCGACUACUGGUACGUCCUGGAGGUGGCGGACGCCCGCGAGCAGCUCUCCUCGCACUCGGGGCUCUGGCGCACCUGCGAAGGGCAGAGCGGCUGCGUUCCCCUGAUGGACCCCUUCACCAGCCAGGGCCCGGACGUCUCCGCCUCAGUGCUGCACCUCCUCUCGCUGCACCGUGCCGUCAUGGUGGUCCUUCCGUUGAGCCUAAUCCUCAUUGCCUGCGGCUGGGUCUGCGGCCUUCUCAGCUCCCUGGCCCGGAGUGUCCCUCUGCUGCUACUCACUGGCUGCUACUUCUUGCUGGGGGGUGCCCUGACUCUGGCAGGGGUCAGCGUCUAUAUCAGCUACUCGCACCUGGCCUUUGUGGAGACGGCCCGCCAGUACGGCCUGCAGCAUGUGCAGGGUGUCCGCAUCAGCUUCGGCUGGUCGGUGGCCCUGGCCUGGGGCUCCUGCGUCUUGGAGGCGCUCAGUGGCACCCUCCUGCUGGCAGCCGCCCGAGCCCUCAGCCUGAGCAGGCUCCCGGGUGCUCCCCACUCUGUGGUCAUCUGAGUCCUGGCGGGUGGUGGGAGGGGACAGUGCUUGGCUUCCCGUGGCAUCUCCUGGGAGUCCCAGUCCACAGGCCUGGCUAGAGUCCUGGCCUGGAAGCCGCCCUGGUGGCCCACUGGGGAAGCUCCCCUGCCCAGUCAUCUCUUCAGGUACUAAUAGGGUUACCCCUCUUAGAGACAAGGACAGAGGCCAGGGCCCCACGGCCACACGGGUUCUUGUGGCAGUUGGGUGGGGCGCCUUGGGCUCCUGGGCUCUCUGGGGGGUCUUGCCUCUCAGGUAUGGCGGGCACUCCCCCUCACUCCUGCUGUGCUGCCCUCAGCCGCCCACAUUCCUAGGGACCUGGGACGGUCCUGAUGAGGGUUGGUGGCAGAGGGCACAGGUGUGUGUUAAAUAUGGCUGGCUAGCCCUGCUCCCCAGCCCUCCAGCCCUGUGCAGUGGUUAGCUUUCACCCUGGGUUGCCGCGGGAGACUGAGGCCCAGACCACUCAGGAGCCAAGGGCAGAACCCCAUGGUCUGGUAGGUUGGUGGGACCUCCCAGGCCUCUGUUCUGUCCUCGUGCUCCAGAGCAGAGUUGGUGGGGAGGACAAGGCUGAGGUCCCUUUAGUUUGUAGGCACAGAGGGACCCUCUCCUUCCCCAUGUGCCUAUGCCCCUCUUUUCUUCCCACCAGGUGGGUGACUCUGGAUGCAUCCAGGCGGGGCGUAUACUGUGGGCCAUUGCUCCUGCUC